AUGAGUCACGGGGAGGAACUGGCACUGGAGACGGAGUUGCUGCUCCAGGGCGUGACACAGAUCACACAACACACGGCGGUAGAGAGUGUGCUGGAGGACGUGGAGGUGCCACCCUUGUCUGAAUACGAAGCCGCCAAGGAUGCGCUAGUGGCCAAGUUGCGCAAAAAGAAGGAGGCCAAUCGAGCGCAGCAGCAGCAGCUCAACCAGUGGCGCUACGGGCCGCUAUCAGCCAUGACAAGUGACGUGUUUUCACAUUCCAAGACACGCAACCCGCAGACGACGUUAAAACUGCCAGUGGCGGCCACGUCGUCGAGAAAGAAGCAGGACAUGCUAUCGAAGCUCAAGACACAAGCAAUCCAGCAAGGCGCACAGAAUAUGGCCGAGUUAUUUGGGUAUGCGAACUCUGAAGAACAUUUAAAGCAUUUGAAUAGACUUGAGAAGGUGAAGAUUGCAGAAGGUGAGAUGAAGGAGAAACAGAAUCAAGAGAGAGAGAGAAAGAAACAGAAUCAAGAGAGAGAGGAGAAAGAGGAGGAGGAGUCAGUAGAGAGGAGUGCAGAUACUGCAGACCCAAAAGGAGGCAAUGAUGUUCAUGUAGAGGAAGCUGAGGUUGUGGAAAUAACAGCUACUAGUGUUCACAAGACCAUGGAGAGUGAGGAACAGGAGAGCGUAAAAGUGGUGAGACGUCAUAAUAGGAUUCAGCAACUUGAUGUUGAUGAGGACGAAGACGGGAAUAAAGCCGAUAGUGAGCAAGACGUUAAGAAUGGAGACGAUGCUUACAAUGAUAUGGAGGAUGAUACCGUCGCGGUGGAAGUUAUAGCUGACACACGAACGGAAGAACAGGAUACAGCGGAGGUGGAUAAAGAAACGGCAACGAUAGCUACGUCGACAAUAAUCAAGGACAAAGCUGCAGGAUACCGAAACUUGCUGCGUGUAGAGGCAAUGCAAAAUCGCAAGCGCAAACGGCUGGUCAAAGGCCGUAAAGACAACUUUGUCGAGUCAGAAGCCGAAGAAGACGAAGAAGAGGAUGCCCUCAAGAUUGGCGGUCUGGGCGACUUUGGUUUCGGUGUGCCGCAAGCCAAGACCCAGGAAUGCAAAGAGGCCGAAGAGGAGCGCAACGCGCUUAAGCUUCGCGAGGAUGACCUGGAUCACAUUGUCGAUGACCUCUCAGAUGACGAGCGAGCGCAAGAACAAGACUUGGAGGAAAUGUUUCGCCGUGAACAAGAAGACCAGGAUCGCCAGCAGGUCAAGGAAGUUAUGCGCAAUGUGAAAGAAGGUUUUGGCCGCAAUCGCCGCGCAUUUUCAGGUAUUUCUUCGACCUCGGGGGCUCGUGGUCGUUUUAAUCUAGAUGAGCUUGUGGCUGCUGAUGGCAGCAAGUUCGAAGCUGCUCGUCUUGGUCUUCUAGAGUCUGACGAAGAGCUGAGUGAGGACGAUAAUGGCAAAAGGAAGAAAGCAAAUGGUGAUAGUGAAAAAGGGGACGAGGAGGAAGAGGAAGAAAAAGAAGACGAAGACGAAGAGGCCGAGAUGGAGCGUCGGCUACGUGAGCGUUUUCUGACUCAGCCCAAAAUAUACGUGACUUCAUCCGAAUCCGGCAGUGACAAUGAAGAGGAAGAGGUUACGAAAGACAACGGCCUCGAUGCUAAUGAGGUCGAAUCCGACGAGGAACGAGAGCGACAGCAGAUGAAGCUCUUUUCAGAGCGUGCUCGUAUUAAUCGCCGCAUGCAGCGUAUGAAGGACAUGCAGCGCCAGAUUGCGCUGGAGAAUAAUCAAGCAGACCCGACCACGAAGAGCAAUGCUGCAAUGCCAAAUCUGUUGCUCGAGGAAGACGAAGACACGCAGGAGUUGAUGCACUUGCUGAACCGCACAGACGUCGACUCUGCGCCGGGCAGUCAGACAGCCACAUGUAGUAGCACUCUGAAAAAAUCAGACCGACCUCGUUCCAAGCUCGGUCGGUUCAAUUCUUAUGGCGGUUUCACAUCUGCGUCCCGGACAUCGUCUUCCUUCAGUCGUGUGAUCGACCAGUGCAAGAUGUUCAGCGCCAACUCGACUGGCGCUUCUACACCUUCAAAAGGUUUCGUCUUCACUUCGUUCAGCUCCGACAAAGUAGAGGACAGAAGUGAUGAGAAUGCUGCACUAAAGGACGACGAGGCAAUGGCUGAUGCUUUUUCAGAGCUUGGCAAAAACUCAAGUACUACCAAGACACCAUUGAAACGUCGUAAAGGUCUCGGUACUAGCAAGACAGCGACGUCCAGUAAGAAACGCAAAAGUGGUGGACUCUUUUCCGUAUUGUCAUCGUAUCACUGCGUUUCAAGCACAAGUCAGAGCCAGACCUCGAGUCGGAUGUAA
Messenger RNA from Peronospora farinosa, 2343 nucleotides. The record is from the annotation of a GenBank genome assembly. NCBI's taxonomy places the organism in Eukaryota, Oomycota, Peronosporomycetes, Peronosporales, Peronosporaceae.